AACACUUAGAUAAACUAACUGGUAGGAACAGGUCUAGUAGCUACGGGGGGGGCAACUCCAAAUCACUUAACAAGCAACACCAAAUUCUGCUCAGGGGCUGGAGAUCAUUUACCCAGGCUGGGGCUUCUGGAGCAGGCAAGGACCCCAGGACCCUGGAAGAGCUGGUCCAGGGGACUGAAUUCCCCAUAUCGCCCCAGAGCAGAGCAUGAUCACACUUGUGCCCCUGCUGCUGGGCCUCAGCCUGGGCUGCACCAGAACAGGUGGCUUUGUGGCCCACGUGGAAAGCACUUGUCUGUUGGAUGCUGAUGGGACUCCAAAGGAUUUCACUUAUUGUGUCUCCUUCAACAAGGAUUUGCUGACCUGCUGGGAUCCACAGGAGGCCAGAAUGGCGCCUUGUGAAUUUGGGGUGCUGCAUGUCUUGGCAAAUUGCCUCUCAGAUUACCUCAACCGACAGGAAAACCUGAUCCAGCGCUUGUCCAAUGGGCUCCAGAACUGUGCCACACACACUCAGCCCUUCUGGGGAGCACUGACCCACAGGACACGGCCACCGUCUGUGCAGGUAGCCAAAACUACUCCUUUUAACACGAGGGAGCCCGUGAUGCUGGCCUGCUACGUGUGGGGCUUCUAUCCAGCUGAUGUGACCAUCUCCUGGUGGAAGAAUGGGCAGCCUGUCCUCCCUCACAGCAAUGCCCAUAAGUUUGUCCAGCCCAAUGGAGACUGGACAUACCAGACCCUCUCCCAUUUAGCCACAACCCCCUCUUUUGGGGACACCUACACCUGUAUGGUGGAGCACAUUGGGGCUCCUGAGCCCAUUCUUCAGAAAUGGAGAUUGGAAGGAGUUAAAGGUAAUGAGAGAAGUUGCACACAGAUUUGGGGAUUCUUGGGACAGAGAAGAGGAAGAAAUCAGAAAGCAGAAGAGUGUCUACAAAGGGCCAGAGAACAGGAUCCCAGACAAGCUGCUGAGACCAGGCAUCCGUGCAGAGAGCUGAAUCUUGCUCGGCAGCUGGAAAGGGCAUGAGGAGCAGAAGGUGGAACCUGCAGGUGCACCUGAGCUCCCUGGGGAAGUCUCCUUCCCAGCAUGCACAAAGAGCUUGCUUUGGUGGUGGGAUGUUCAUUUUAACAUGGGAAAGGAAUCCAGGCAGGAUGAGAUUCAGAGCAGGACCUGCUUGGGAAGUGGGGACUAUGCUGUGGGGGUAGAGACAGUUCUGGAAGGACAUGUGGGAAAUCUGGAUGUAAAAAGGUAGGAGACACAUAAGUACUUGGAUAACCCAUGGAGUGGGACAUUGGAUGUUAGGAAAGUAGAAAGACAUUUUAAUAGGAAAAUGCUCAAAACAAGUAGGGGAGCAAACUGUCACUAUGGCAUGUAUGGAGCAGGGGAAUGAGGAACCCUUUAUUCUUUAGUGAGGGUGCUUUUGGGGUGAAGGAAGACAAGAUGAUGCCAUGAGAGGCUGCAUUGUAUUGGAGAGGAACUGGGAGCUAGGCACUAACUCUGGGGAGAGGGUUCCCCAAGGUUGCUCUAGGAGUAGAGAUCCACAGGAUGGGGGUUUUGAGGAAAGGCUGUUUCCUUGGGAGUGCACUGGGGUGAUCUAGACUCUUGGGGCUGGGAUAAAGCUCCCUGACCUGCUAGGUGGAGAUCACAAUAAAUUAAGUUGCUCUGGGAAUGAGCAACUGAGAUUGGUUCUAGUAAGUUUCUAUUU
This is a messenger RNA of Manis pentadactyla (Chinese pangolin), 1697 nucleotides long. RefSeq names its product HLA class II histocompatibility antigen, DM beta chain. NCBI's taxonomy places the organism in Eukaryota, Metazoa, Chordata, Mammalia, Pholidota, Manidae. Gene Ontology annotation, biological process: immune response; antigen processing and presentation of exogenous peptide antigen via MHC class II; immunoglobulin production involved in immunoglobulin-mediated immune response. Gene Ontology annotation, cellular component: lysosomal membrane; MHC class II protein complex; late endosome membrane. The transcript has 4 exons. Bases 206 to 1018 code for a protein of 270 amino acids. The record is from RefSeq and is a predicted model, not a curated record. Gene Ontology annotation, molecular function: MHC class II protein complex binding.